AAUAAACUAUCAAUCAAUCAGGAGCUGCCGAUACAAUGGCCUGGCUGGGGAGAAAUCCCGAGCCACCUGUGACAUCAAGAUCAAGAUCAAGGCAGAAAACAAACAGCUGCUCGUGACACUCUACCCCUUUAUUAACUCCUGCCGCCUUAAGACUGCCACCCCCACAAGCAUGUCCGCCCGCCACCUGGUUUUCGUGUACGGGACCCUGCGGAAAAACAUGCUCAACCACUCCCGGCUGCUGGACGCUGCCAAUGGGGCGGCGCGGUGCCUGGGCCUGGCCACCACCACCGAGAGGUACCCGCUGGUCAUCGCCUCCAGGUACAACAUCCCUUACCUGCUGGCGGCUCCAGGGCAUGGACAGCAUGUGCGUGGGGAGGUGUAUGAGGUGGACGACAAGAUGCUGGAGACUCUUGAUGCUCUGGAGAACCACCCCAAGUAUUAUGAGAGGAAGGAAAAGAAGAUCAAGCUGGAGGACUCGGGGGAGGAGCGUGAGUGCUGGGUGUAUUUGCUGCACUGCUACAAGCCGCACCUCAUGGACCUGCCCUUCCUGGAGGACUACUGCGCCGUGGAUGACCCGGAGAAGGUGUACAUUGCCAGGUGCUUGAGGAAGGAACCCGGGCCCGAGUACUGGGUGGAUGUCAAGUUGGAUGAGGUGCUGGCGCCUUCUAAAGAGUGACUGUAACAUGAAUGGCUCAUUGGGCAGCAGACACGGGGUUUGUUUGGUGGAUUGUAUGGUAGACGUGGUUGUUUGCAAAAUUGUAUAGUUGAUAAUUUGGGUGUUUUUAACUUCCUCAAUUAAGCUGAAGUACUGAAAUUACUUAGGGCGUUACUGAAAUGGGGUUUGUUUGGUGGUUUGUAUGGUAGACAUGGGGUUGUUUGCAAGAUUGUAUAAUUGAUAAUUUUGCUGUUUUUAACUUUCUCAUUUAAGCCGAAGUACUUAAACUACUUAUGCCGUUUCUUAAUUGUAAUCUCUUUAAGUAUGAAGAUUGUUACAGAAAGCUAAAUUUUUGGAGCAGGCUUUUCAUGCUGCCAGAAUGCCUCUUGUACAGAACUGAGUAUGUACUACUGUGAAGGUUUAUUAUGAAAUUUUAACUGAAACUUUUAUUCUUAAAUUGGCAAGUAUGGUUAAACUCAUUAUGUUGAUUUAUUUUGUAGUGUGUCUUCUGGAAGCUGCUUAUUUGGUGCAGUAAGAUUUUAUUGAACGCUGAUAAGAAAGUGUUAGUUCAGAGCACCUCAUAUUCAGAUCAUGGGAAUGGGCUGCGGUAAGGGAGAGUGUGUACAGUGUGGCAGCUCUUGGGUUGGUCGCUAAGGGCCGCUUUCACACUCAUUUUGUUUGUUUUGAUCGUUACCAAUUGCGGUGAUCGACGCUACAGUUUUCCACGUGAAACUGGCCUAUGGGGUAGUGGCGGCUGCAGAGGAAGCGAGAGGUGUCGAGAGUG
Molecule: messenger RNA, 1439 nt
Organism: Eriocheir sinensis (Chinese mitten crab)
Lineage: Eukaryota; Metazoa; Arthropoda; Malacostraca; Decapoda; Varunidae
Product: putative gamma-glutamylcyclotransferase CG2811
Exons: 4
Coding region: 170-676 (168 amino acids)
Molecular function (GO): gamma-glutamylaminecyclotransferase activity
Source: RefSeq, a predicted model, not a curated record